This is a messenger RNA of Daucus carota subsp. sativus, 1713 nucleotides long. RefSeq lists its product as uncharacterized. The coding region runs from base 1 to 1713 and encodes 570 amino acids. The record is from RefSeq and is a predicted model, not a curated record. Gene Ontology annotation, molecular function: nucleic acid binding; zinc ion binding. Lineage: Eukaryota; Viridiplantae; Streptophyta; Magnoliopsida; Apiales; Apiaceae. The transcript is spliced from 3 exons.
AUGGCUGAUCACUUUCAGGGAAAGUCCGAUUUUAGAGCUCCUCUACUUACAGGUUUUGACAAUUACAAUUGGUGGAAAGGCCAAAUGGAGGCUCAUCUAUCCAGAGAUACCCUAAUGCAAAGAGUUGUGCAGAGAGGUCUUUAUGAAUAUCUUGAUAAGGAUGGAAAAGUCAAGGAUGUGUCUUCUCUAAAAACAGCAAAGGAGAUUUGGGAUGCCUUCGAGACAUAUCACGAAGGUUCAAAGGCAUUAAGGAAGGUCAAGCUCGGAAAGCUUAUGAAAGAAUUUGGAAGCUUUACUAUCAAGAAGGGAGAAUCCAUUGGAGAAAGUCAAGCUAGAUUCCAAGUCACUCUUAAUAGCCUUGAAAGACUUGGCAAAAAGAUUCCUCAAUCGGAAAUCAACAUGAAUAUAUUAAAUGUGGUUCUGUUAGAGUUUGGUGCCAAGGUCAUAGCAAUAGAAUCAGCUCUCAACAUUGAUUCUAUGGAUCACCUAGCUAUAUUUGCUGAGUUGGAACAAUUUGAAACUAAGAUCGAAGCUAACAGCUCAGAAAGCAGCAAGCUCCCUACUAAGAAAAUGAAGAAUCUUGCACUGCACUCCUCUGUCAGCAAGCUGGAAUCAGAUAAUGAAGAAUCAAAAUCAGAUGAGGAUCUAGCUCUUUUGACCAUAAAAAUAAAGGAAAUGAUUGAAAAGAAGAAUGAAUUGAAGAAAGAAAAGGGCAAAGCUUUUGGUGCAAUGAGAGACUCAAAAGAUGAUGUAUGCUUCGAAUGUGGCAAGAAAGGAAAUUUCAAAAGGGAUUGCUACAAGCUGAAAAACAAGUCAAAACCGCCUAAACAGCAAGCUGAUUACAAGAAUAAAAAGAAAUCAAAGGCACUUCUCACAUGGAGUGAUGAUGAGGAUGAAUUAGCUUCUGAUGAUUCAAGUGAUGAGAUGGUGAGCUUGGCUCUUGUUGGUCUCGAUGGCUCAAUUGAGACAAUCUAUUCGGAUUCAGACACAAAUAGUGAGGUAAACUCUAUUAAUUCAGAAUCUAAUACUAUUGAUGCAACUACUUGUGAACUAACCAUACAGGAUAAGAGUUGUUCAUCAAUAAUGGAACUCAUUGAUCUCAAGAAUGAGAAUUAUGAACUCGAGAAAGAGAAUGUUCAUUUAAAGAAAGUCAUAGGUGAUUUCUUGAAUGAAAAGAGUGCCAAGGCUAGUAGUGGAAUCAUUGCUGAUGUUAAAGCUAAAGAUACAAUUUUAGAAGCUUUCAAGUUAAGCAAAACCCAAAGCUUAGCUGAAAUAUCUAUUCAACCUCGAAGGAUCAAGUCAUUGGAGCAAGAAGUCAAAGAUCUCCAGAAAGCCAUGGGAAAGUUUGUUCAAAGAGAAGAAAGACUCAAAUCCAAGAUGAAACAAGCUAGAGGUCCACAUGACAAUGGAGGUAUUGGUGCGGCUUCUACAUCCACAUCAUCAAUGAAAUAUGAAGGGAAAAAUGGCAUUCCAUACAAUUAUGCCAUGCCUUGGAUGAUGUGUCACAAGUGUGAAAAGAAGGGCCUGCUUGCUAGUAAUUGUUCAAUGAAGAAAACUCAAUCAUCAAGCUGGAAAAGGAAGUCUGCUCACAGACAGUACGCUGACAUUACAAACAGGACAAAGACAGCUCCGAGACAGUAUGUUGAUAAGAUUGGCAGAACAUGGAAGAAGAGUUCUAAAGUGGUCCAAAUAUGGAUCAAGAAAUCUGAUUAA